Messenger RNA from Cicer arietinum (chickpea), 1994 nucleotides. NCBI's taxonomy places the organism in Eukaryota, Viridiplantae, Streptophyta, Magnoliopsida, Fabales, Fabaceae. The record is from RefSeq and is a predicted model, not a curated record.
AAUAUAUUUUUAUUCUUUGCUUAUUACAGGACUCAUCUCAAAAUUUAAGAUCACUUAGCCAUAAACACAUUGCCCCAAAUUCUUUAAUAAUUCCAUUGUUGAAUGAAGUCGGGUUUGAUAACGUAUCACAAAUAAAAAGUUAUAAAAUAGACAAUUUACUUAUUACUGCUUUAGUUGAAAGAUGGAGACCUGAAACUCACACGUUUCAUCUUCCAAUGGGUGAAUGUACCAUAACAUUAGAAGAUGUUGCGUUGCUACUUGGCUUACGUGUUGGGGGUAAAGCUGUAACUGGAUCAACUAUGGUAUCUUGGACAAAUGAUUUUUUAGAUUUGUUAAGAGUCAUGCCACCUGAAUCUCAAAGAAAAUGGAAUUUUAUAAAAUUAAAAUGGCUAAGAGAAACAUUUUCAAUGUUAACUCCAGAAUCACCUAAUGAAGAAAUAAUUAUACAUUGUAGAGCAUACAUUUUAGAAUUGAUUGGCGGCAUAUUAAUGCCAGACAAAUCUCACAACAGAGUACAUAUUAUGUGGUUGCACUUGUUAAGAGAUUUGCGAGAGACAUGACAAUAUAGUUGGGGUUCAGCAUGCUUGGCAACACUUUAUAGAGAAUUAUGUCGUUCAUCUGAACCCGGUGUUAUGUCGAUCGGGGGAUGUUCACAUCUACUUCAAACGUGGGCAUGGUACCAUAUGCCGUUUCUUGCACCAAUAAGUAAUCUUGGCCCUCAUUUUCCAUUCUCAAAAAGAUAUAGUGGAAAAGGUAUGAAAUUUGGCGAUACACCUCGUUAUUAUUCUGCUGGAUAUCGAUCAAAAAUUGAUCACAUGACCGUUAACGAUUUUAUUUGGAGGCCAUAUCUAGGUCUAACAUACGAUCAUCCAGAAGACAAUUGGCUAUGGAAUGCAUCUACAUAUUUAAUUUGUUUCUACAUAAUAGAAAUGCAUCAAACUGAUAGAGUGAAACUACAAUUUGGACUACCUCAAGAAAUUCCACACCCUCCAAGGAACAUGAGAAAGUAUCAUAAGGUAGAUUUGCAUAAACAAGUUGACUAUAGUUGGGCAUUAUUCUACGAAAAUGAGAACAAAGAGUGGAAUGAACGAGAGAAUCAUAUUCUUCAUGGUCAACCUCUAAAUGUUGAAUUCAAACCAAGUUAUGAAUACAUGGUUUGGUUUUGUAAAAAUUCUAAACGAUUUAUUUCUGUAGAAAACCAAUUGGUUGAUCCUCGUGUCAAUCCACCCCAACCUCCACCCCAGCCUCCACCUCAACCUCCACCACAAUCUAGCCAACAUUUUUUUCACCCUCAACCUCCACCGCAAUCUAGCCAACUUUUUUUUCACCCUCAACCUCUACCGCAAUCUAGUCAACAUUUUGUUCACCCCCAACCUCAACCACAAUCUAGCCAAUAUUUUUUUCCAAGAAUCAAUGUCCAACGCAACACAACAAAAUCAAUAUUAUAUACCAACACCUCCUGACACUCAACCGCCUCCUCAUACUUUUACCCACAUACCACAUCCUCAUACUUUUACCCACACACCACAUCAAUCUUACGAGUUCACGCCAGGGGAACAAUUUAAUUUUGACAGCCAACAACCAUAUCAAGAAGACAAUCGUCGACUAUCAUUUGCAUCAAGUGAAGAGGAAUUGUUGUAUAACACGUUCAACACUCGUCAUAAUACACCUGAGUCCGCUACCCAAUUACUGAAUAAUAUGUGCCAACAAAACUUUCAAAUUUCAAGCUUUGGGAAUGCAUAUACUCCGUUGAAUCAAAUAUCCAACUAGACUCAAGGUGGAAGUAGUUCUUCUGCAGCACUUCCUCCUAGACUUCCUCCACAGCAAGAAGACGAAGAUCAAGAAAAAGAAGAAGAACAACAACAACAAACUUGUGAUGUACAAGGCGUCGCCAAAAUUCCGUACGUGUGAGAAAACCUCGACAAUGUGGUACUGGAGGCCACCUUCGACAUUAAUUAUCGUAAUUUUUGUAAAAUUUGUGAUGUUUUUUAUGA